Molecule: messenger RNA, 3353 nt
Organism: Silurus meridionalis
Lineage: Eukaryota; Metazoa; Chordata; Actinopteri; Siluriformes; Siluridae
Gene: wnt5b
Product: wingless-type MMTV integration site family, member 5b
Exons: 6
Coding region: 941-2053 (370 amino acids)
Biological process (GO): cell fate commitment; canonical Wnt signaling pathway; multicellular organism development
Cellular component (GO): extracellular region
Molecular function (GO): frizzled binding; cytokine activity
Source: RefSeq, a predicted model, not a curated record
AGAGAGAGAAGAAGAAGAAGAAAAAGAAGAAGAAGAAGAAGAGGGCAGGCCUAUUCACAAAACUCUCAAAUCCAAACCCAUUCAAUCUGUUUCUCAGUUCUCUAAGCGCUGGAAAGCGGGGACGCGCAUUUAUCCCGGCUCUACACACACACACACACACACACACACACACAGACUUUGGGGAACUUGAGAUCGAACAGGCUGCUUUGAGGGGCUGAACAUCGCUUGGUGAGAUGGUCGGAAAGAACAUCAGAUGAGUCUUGAAGUUCUUUUGGUUCCCGGAGUAAAUGAGUUUUUUCUCGGGAGCGCGCCAGGAGAGCUCCUCACCGAACUCCAAGACUGAAAGUUCACACCUUUGUGUUUCCACCUGUUGCGUGGUAGUAGCUGAUUGUGGUGGGCUUUAGUGGGGAAUCAGAACGUGGAGAGAGGACAGGACUGCAGAAGAUCCAGAGCCGGAGCUGAGGAGCAACAACUGACACCACAAACUCCUGCCUGCUGGCGCACUGACCUCCAACCAAACAAGAAAAGAAAACACAAAGCGCGCUGGCAAACAUCUAAAAAAAAAAAGAAGCUUCAGUAAGAGCUUUCUAGGAGAAUCAUUUAUUCUUUCUUCAGCUUCCGUCUCAAAGCGCUGAAGAUCUUGUAGACCAGCUGUGGAUCUUUGGAGAAAGUUUUGGAAAAACGGCGCACAACCACGACGCGCCUCCUGUUCCUCCUGAACCAAGUAAGAUCCAGAUUCUGAACACACCGACUCCCGAUAUUCACCCGAAAAUACUCGUGAGGUGAAAAGCUACAGUUUCGAGCUGACCACAGUGGUUAAAGGUUGGAAAUCCAAAUUCACCAAAGUCCAAAUCCACUAAAGCAAAACAAAUCAUCAGAGUCUCGUUGUGGGGUUUCUUAUCCCUCGGGGGGUCCCGCAGAGCGCGCAGAAGACGGAGAGAUGGAGGUCGACAUGCGGCGGACGCACAGCGCCACGGCAGGAGUCCACCUACUGCUGGUUCUCAGCCUGAUCUCAUGCAACUCUGACCUUCUGGUGCAGGCAAACUCGUGGUGGUCUUUGGCCAUGAACCCUAUCCAGAGGCCGGAGAUGUACAUCAUAGGCGCACAGCCUCUUUGCAGCCAGCUCACGGGCUUGUCUCCAGGCCAGAAGAAGCUGUGCCAGCUCUACCAGGACCACAUGGUGUACAUCGGCGAAGGCGCAAAGACAGGCAUUAAGGAGUGCCAGUAUCAGUUCAGACAGAGGAGGUGGAACUGCAGCACGGUGGACAACACAUCUGUAUUCGGCCGCGUCAUGCACAUAGGCAGCAGGGAAGCAGCGUUCACUUACGCCAUCAGUGCAGCCGGCGUGGUGAACGCAGUGAGCCGAGCUUGCAGGGAAGGUGAGCUCUCGACGUGCGGCUGCAGCCGAUCUGCUCGACCCCGGGACCUGCCCAGAGACUGGCUGUGGGGCGGCUGCGGAGACAACGUCAACUACGGAUACCGCUUUGCUCGGGAGUUUGUGGACGCCCGAGAGCGAGAGAAGAACUACCCCAAGGGCUCGAUAGAUCAUGCUCGCACGCUUAUGAACCUGCAGAACAACGAGGCUGGCCGAAUGUCGGUGUACAAUCUGGCCAAUGUGGCGUGCAAGUGCCAUGGCGUCUCGGGUUCCUGCAGUCUGAAGACUUGCUGGUUGCAGCUGGCCGAUUUCCGUCGCGUGGGUGAGUUCCUGAAGGAGAAGUACGACAGCGCUACGGCCAUGCGCAUCAACCGGCGAGGCAAGCUGGAGCAGGUAAACCAGCGCUUCAACGCUCCCACAGCCGAGGACCUGGUGUACAUCGACCCCAGCCCGGAUUACUGCCUGCGCAACGAGAGCACGGGCUCUAUGGGAACCCACGGCCGUCUCUGCAACAAGACCUCGGAGGGCAUGGACGGCUGCGAGCUGAUGUGCUGCGGCCGCGGCUACGACCAGUUCAAGACCUACAAGCACGAGCGCUGCCACUGCAAGUUCCACUGGUGCUGCUACGUCAAGUGCAAGCGCUGCACGUCGCUCGUCGACCAGUUCGUCUGCAAGUAACCCGGGAUGCUCGUUAGAGACGCUGAGCAAUUAGCAGGCGAGACGAGGGGAGGGGGCGGGGGGACGGACCUUCUGGAGCUCAGAAGAAGCGAAAUGUACAAAUAAAUACAAAUCUAAAGAUGAUCAAAUGUUUAAAGUAUAGGUAUAGUUCAAAUGCAUGGUGGACAGUGGUUAUUCGACACUCUUGAGAAGAAGACGAGGUAUGAUUUUGAGGGACUUUUUAAUUCCUGGUUGGGUUGUGGGGGGGAUGUUCUUUAACUUCAAAGAAUGCAACAAAGCUACAAGAAAAAAAUUAUCACGUGAAGCAAUUCAACAAGCAUCUCCUCCCACCCCACUCCACUCCUCCUACAGACACUCUCUUAAACCUCCCCUGCGACAGAGCUCUUAAAAAAAAAAACUGGGGUCAGAGAUCCCCUGACCUCGAUUGCUGGACUUUGGAUGAUGUCGUGUGUGUUGACCUGUGAAAUGUAUGUUGCUACGAAAAGCAUUUAUAAUCACCAAACGUACCCUGAUGAUUUUAUAAACACCACCAGACACUUGAGAAGCUUUUCGGCUCCGUUCACUAUGGACUCUUGUGACGCUCAGUGCUCUCUCUCGUUGUUUUUGAGUGGGGGGGUCUUCCCUCAUAUGGUCAUCUGGAGGAAUUUACAUUUACAGCAGACGCCCUUAUCUAGAGCGAUGUAAAACUGAGCAGUCGAGGGUUAAAGGACUUGCUCAAGGACCCAGCAGUGGUGCUGGGGUUUGAACUUGUGACCUUCUGGUCCAGAGUCCAAUGCCUUAACCACUGAGUGACCACCUCCCCUGUUUCAUCUACUGGAAGUGCCCAGAAACAGUGAGACUCGCAACAUAUAUAGGCAAAGGAAGCAAAGGAAAAUUUAAAGGGGGUUUUAUAUAAUAAGGACUGCAAAAUGAUAUUUUAGUCAAGCAACAGUGGUUCAGAUUAUAUUUUAUUAAUUGCUCAUGUUAUGCAUACUUUAUGUAUUGUUCCGAUUAUUAUUUUUUGAUACAGAGGCUUCUUCUACUGUCAAGUUUUUAUUUCAGCAGGAGCAAUACGACUCGCCUUCCCAUAGUCAGGACAUAUAGGAAGAUUUGUGGGGGGGGGAAAAAACAUCAAUUUGAUAUCAAUCAGUAAAUGACUUGUAAAUAACAGUUUAUGUUUACGCAAAUUCCGAUUCGUGAUUACGGGGUUCGUGAUUUUUCUACGUUAAUCCAGAUCGCUUGCUGGCUGAUGAUAUGCCUGUUGUGUAUAUGUAUUUUUUUUUUCCAUCAUUCAAACCAGUAAUAAAAAUAUGAAUAGAGA